AUGGACGGCUUUGACGAGGAAGCUUUCAAAAAGUUCUAUCCCUCUGGCUUCGGCAAGCAGGAGAAGGAGGUUGAUGUUGAGUCGCAGAUCAAUCGAUCCAAACGGACUGAGAUUGCGGUUCCCAUCCCAGCGGACAACGAUGAAGCACAAGAAUUAAAUGCGCCUAGCCAUGCGGAGGAGAGAAGGCCACAAGAACCUAAAGACAACGAUGACUCCGACUCCGACGAUCCUUCUGACGAUUCCGACGACGACGACGAGGACGAAUUUCCUGUUUCACACGAAAUGGUUCUAAAAACACACGAGCGGGCCGUGACUACUAUGACGCUGGACCCUGCGGGAGCUCGACUAAUAACAGGUUCGACCGAUUGCACACUGAAGCUUCAUGACUUUGCUUCUAUGACCCCGUCCACUAUUCGCGCAUUCAAAUCAGUCGAUCCCUCAUUUAAAAAAACAUCUGCGUCACAGGACACCCACGCCGUCCACUAUGCUGCAUUCAACCCACUCUCACCGAGCCACGUUCUCGUGGUCUCCGCGACUUCGCAACCCCGAAUCCUCAGUCGAGAUGGCGAAAUUUUGACAGAGUUUGCCAAGGGUGACAUGUACCUACGCGACCUCAACAAUACCAAAGGACAUAUCGCGGAGGCAACUACUGGAGUUUGGUGUCCUUUUGAUUAUAAUCUCUGUGCUACGGCUGGAUCGGAUAGCACAGUGCGUAUCUGGGAUGCCAAUGUGGGUCGCUCGCAAAAGGAGGUGAUCAUGCAUAAAUCCAAGGUCGCUGGGUCUGCUGGCCGGACUAAGAUGACCGCUCUCGCCUGGGGAUCCGCCAAACAAGGCGGCUCAAAUGUUCUGGUUGCUGCCGCUCUUGAUGGAAGCUUGACUAUGUGGAGUGGGAAUGGUCCAUUUAGACGGCCUACCGCCGAAGUACGGGAUGCUCAUGUUCGAGAUACAUGGACCAGUGGACUGGAUAUUAGCUCCGACGGGCGGCUUGUCAUCAGCAGAGGUGGCGAUGAUACAAUCAAACUCUGGGACACUAGAAAUUUCAAGAGCCCGGUCAUAGCCAUCACUCAUACCUCGACAUCCUCUCGUUACCCCACAUCAAAUAUCCAGUUCUCUCCGUCGUCUGCGAAUAUCAUCGUGGGCUCCGAGACUGGCCAUCUGCACAUCCUCAACCCGGCUCUGAGACCGGAGCUCGUUACACCUGUUACCCCAGGGUCGCCGGUCAUCUCAGUUCUGUGGCAUGAGAAGCUCAACCAAAUCUUGACUGGUUCCGCAAAUGCCGAAACACAUGUCCUGUACAAUCCGAUUAUGUCCACGAAGGGUGCGGCCUUGGUGAUGUCCAAAGCACCCAAGCGUCGCCACUUUGAUGACAACCCUACCCUUACAACGGAUCUAUCCACUGGCCUCGCUGGCGACUCGGUGGUGGUUGGCUCUAACGGCGUGCCACAAUAUAGCUCGGCCACCUAUGCAGCUCGCCAUCCAAACGUGGGUUUAACAGCUUCUGGCCGUUCACGCGAUCCCCGUCGACCCCAUGUGCCAGCUGUCACACCUUUUGGCAAAUCUCAACCUGAUGAGAAGCAUAUUCGUGAAAGUUUCCCACUCAGUUCCAUGCGUGACGAGGAUCCGCGGGAGGCUCUCUUGAAAUACGCUGAGAAGGCCGAGAAGGACCCGAUCUUUACCAGGGCAUACAAGGAGACGCAACCCAAUGCAAUCUACGCCGAGAUCAGCGAUGAUGAAGAACAAAAGGGACCGGAAAAGAAGAAAGCCCGACGAUGA
Penicillium odoratum is the source of this 1773-nucleotide messenger RNA. RefSeq names its product WD40 repeat domain-containing protein. The transcript has a single exon. Bases 1 to 1773 code for a protein of 590 amino acids. Lineage: Eukaryota; Fungi; Ascomycota; Eurotiomycetes; Eurotiales; Aspergillaceae. Gene Ontology annotation, biological process: regulation of DNA double-strand break processing. Gene Ontology annotation, cellular component: site of double-strand break; nucleus. The record is from RefSeq and is a predicted model, not a curated record. Gene Ontology annotation, molecular function: protein binding.